CCGUGGAAGCACCUGAGGAGACCGUCUGCUGGGAGUUUUCUGCCGACAACUGUGGUGAUUUUUCUCCCCAUCCUUUGAGGAUGACCAGUCUACUCUGAGCCAUCGUCACAUGCAGCAGGAAGCAGCGUGGUUCCGGAAGGACCACGGGCACUGCUCAGCAUCCUCCCCUGUUCCUGCUUGCCAGGCACUUGACAGGACAGGAAGCUACACAGCACACCAGUGUCUGCCCAUGCAAACUGUUUAAGAGAAAGUUCAACCCAGGUCUUGUAUCCUGUGAUUUAGCAGUUGAGUGAAUUCACAGUUUGUAAAAAUCAUGUCAACCUGCUAAUCGCACACUUGGUUAUGACAUUAUGGAGAAAUUUUAGGGGCUUUCUGGCUGACUUUUAUAUGUCAGGGAUAUGGGUAAAUUUUUUAAACAUAUCUUUUUUUUUUUUUGAUGUGGCCCAUCUUUUAAAGUCUUUAUUGAAUUUGUUACAAUAUCGCUUCUGUUUUAUGUUUUGGUUUUUUGGCCGCAAGGCAUGUGGCAUCUUGGCUCCCCGACCAGGGAUCGAACCUGCACCCCCUGCAUUGGAAGGCGAAGCCUCAACCACUGGACCACCAGGGUAAAGACCACUGCAAAAGGACAAGAACUAGAAAAUUGGCUGCCCCUCAGAAGACCUUCCUGUGUCCCUCCCGCUCUCCGUGCCAGAGGUGAUACAUUCACAUGGAAAAUCUCCUUCCCAUUCUUGUCCUCAUCUGCAAAGACACCCACUCCGUGUGCCUUAGAAUCUGUCUAUGAUCUUCUCCCAAAGGAGUUACAGUUACCUCCAUCUAGAGAACCAUCUGUAGCAUCAAUGAGUCAGACAAGUGGUGGUGAGGCAGGCUCGCCUCCUCCAGCUGUAGUUGCUGCUGAUGCUUCUUCAGCUCCCUCCUCUUCCUCCAUGGGCGGUGCUUGCAGCUCCUUUACCACCUCUUCCAGCCCUACCAUUUAUUCUACCUCAGUCACCGACAGCAAGGCUAUGCAAGUGGAGAGCUGCUCCUCAGCCUUGGGGGUAAGUAACCGAGGGGUAAGUGAAAAGCAGUUAACCAGUAACACAGUUCAGCAGCAUCCAUCAACACCGAAGAGGCACACAGUCUUGUACAUCUCACCACCACCUGAGGACUUGCUGGAUAACAGUCGGAUGUCCUGCCAGGAUGAGGGGUGUGGAUUGGAAUCUGAGCAGAGCUGCAGUAUGUGGAUGGAGGAUUCCCCCUCCAACUUCAGUAACAUGAGCACCAGUUCCUACAAUGAUAACACUGAGGUACCUCGUAAAUCACGAAAACGAAAUCCAAAGCAGAGGCCGGGGGUCAAACGACGAGAUUGUGAAGAAUCUAAUAUGGAUAUAUUUGAUGCCGACAGUGCCAAAGCACCUCACUAUGUGCUUUCUCAGCUUACCACGGACAACAAAGGCAACUCAAAAGCAGGAAAUGGAACAUUGGAAAACCAAAAAGGAACUGGAGUGAAGAAGAGCCCUAUGUUGUGCGGACAGUAUCCUGUUAAAAGUGAGGGAAAGGAGCUGAAGAUAGUUGUACAACCUGAGACCCAGCACAGAGCUCGGUACCUAACUGAGGGUAGUCGUGGCUCAGUAAAGGACAGAACACAGCAAGGCUUUCCUACAGUAAAGCUGGAAGGCCAUAAUGAGCCAGUAGUGUUGCAGGUGUUUGUGGGCAAUGACUCUGGUCGAGUGAAACCACAUGGAUUUUAUCAGGCCUGCAGGGUAACUGGGCGAAAUACAACUCCCUGCAAAGAAGUGGACAUUGAAGGCACUACUGUUAUAGAAGUCGGCCUUGAUCCGAGCAACAAUAUGACACUAGCGGUGGACUGCGUAGGGAUAUUGAAAUUGAGGAAUGCUGAUGUUGAAGCCAGAAUAGGAAUUGCUGGUUCCAAGAAAAAAAGCACUCGUGCCAGAUUGGUUUUUCGAGUUAAUAUCACAAGGAAAGAUGGCUCCACUUUGACACUGCAAACACCCUCUUCUCCGAUUUUAUGUACUCAGCCAGCAGGAGUGCCAGAAAUCUUAAAGAAGAGCUUACAUAGCUGUUCAGUGAAAGGAGAGGAAGAAGUAUUUUUAAUCGGCAAGAACUUUCUGAAAGGAACUAAAGUUAUUUUCCAAGAAAAUGUUUCUGAUGAAAACUCUUGGAAGUCGGAAGCUGAAAUCGACAUGGAAUUAUUUCAUCAGAAUCAUCUUAUUGUGAAGGUUCCCCCAUAUCAUGACCAACAUAUAACUUUGCCAGUAUCAGUGGGAAUAUACGUAGUGACCAAUGCUGGAAGAUCUCAUGAUGUUCAGCCAUUCACUUACACUCCAGACCCAGCAGCUGCUGCUUUGAAUGUAAACGUGAAGAAGGAAAUAUCUAGUCCGGCAAGACCUUGCUCUUUCGAAGAGGCCAUGAAAGCAAUGAAAACUGCUGGAUGUAACUUAGAUAAGGUAAAUAUUCUUCCUAAUGCUCUGAUCACUCCACUCAUAUCAAGCAGUGUGAUUAAGAGUGAAGAUGUUACUCCAAUGGAAGUAACAGCAGAGAAAAGAUCUUCCCCUAUUUUUAAGACUACAAAGACAGUUGGAUCCACUCAACAAACAUUAGAAAAUAUCUCUAACAUAGCAGGAAAUGGGUCUUUUUCAUCAUCAUCAUCAUCUUCCCACUUACCUUCUGAAAACGAAAAGCAACAACAGAUUCAGCCCAAGGCAUACAACCCAGAGACCCUGACAACUAUCCAAACACAGGACAUUUCACAGCCUGGUACCUUUCCAGCAGUUUCUGCUUCUAGUCAGCUGCCCAACAGUGAUGCACUACUGCAGCAGGCUACACAGUUUCAGACAAGAGAAACUCAGUCUAGAGAGGUAUUACAGUCAGAUGGUACAGUGGUUAAUUUGUCACACCUGACUGAGGCAUCACAGCAACAGCAGCAGUCACCACUACAAGAACAAGCACAGACUUUACAGCAGCAGAUUUCAUCAAAUAUUUUCCCAUCACCAAAUAGUGUGAGUCAGCAGCUACAGAAUACAAUUCAACAGCUGCAGGCAGGAAGUUUUACAGGCAGUACUACUAGUGGCAGCAAUGGAAAUGUUGACUUGGUCCAACAAGUUUUAGAGGCACAACAACAGUUAUCUUCAGUUUUAUUUUCUGCUCCAGAUGGUAAUGAGAAUGUUCAAGAACAGCUUAGUGCAGACAUUUUUCAACAAGUCAGUCAAAUUCAAAAUAGCGUAAGCCCUGGAAUGUUUUCCUCAACAGAGCCAGCAGUCCAUACCAGACCAGAUAAUUUAAUAGCUGGAAGAGCUGAAAGUGUUCACCCACAGAAUGAAAACACAUUAUCUAAUCAACAACAGCAACAACAGCAACAGCAAGUGAUGGAAUCAUCAGCUGCAAUGGUGAUAGAGAUGCAACAGAGUAUCUGCCAGGCAGCUGCCCAGAUUCAGUCAGAGCUAUUUCCUUCAACUGCUUCAGCAAGUGGAAACCUUCAGCAGUCUCCAGUUUACCAGCAGACUUCUCAUAUGAUGAGUGCGUUAUCAGCCAAUGAGGACAUGCAAAUGCAAUGUGAAUUGUUUUCUUCUCCUCCUGCAGUUUCUGGUAAUGAAACUGCUACAACCACCACACAGCAGGUUGCAACUCCUGGCACUACCAUGUUUCAGACAUCAAGUUCAGCAGAUGGAGAAGAAACUGGAGCACAAGCAAAACAGAUUCAGAACAGUGUCUUUCAGACCAUGGUCCAAAUGCAACAUAGUGGGGACAGUCAACCUCAAGUUAACCUUUUUUCAUCUACGAAAAGUAUGAUAAGCGUUCAAAAUAAUGGUACCCAGCAGCAAGGUAAUGGUUUAUUCCAGCAAGGUAAUGAGAUGAUGUCACUCCAAUCAGGGAAUUUUUUGCAGCAGUCUUCUCAUUCACAGGCUCAACUCUUUCAUCCUCAGAAUCCUAUUGCUGAUGCUCAGAACCUUUCCCAGGAAACUCAAGGUUCUAUUUUUCAUAGUCCAAGUCCUAUUGUCCACAGUCAGACUUCUACAACCUCCUCUGAACAAAUGCAGCCUCCAAUGUUUCACUCUCAAAAUACCAUGGCUGUGCUACAGGGAUCUUCUGUUCCUCAAGACCAGCAGUCAGCCAACAUAUUUCUUUCCCAGAGUCCAAUGAAUAAUCUUCAAACUAACACAGUAGCCCAAGAAGAACAGAUUUCAUUUUUUGCAGCUCAGAAUUCAAUUUCUCCACUUCAGUCAACAUCAAACACUGAGCAGCAAGCUGCAUUCCAACAGCAGGCUCCAAUAUCACACAUCCAGACCCCUAUGCUUUCCCAAGAACAGGCACAACCCUCCCAGCAAGGUCUAUUUCAGCCUCAGGUUUCCCUGGGCUCCCUUCCUCCUAAUCCAAUGCCUCAAAACCAACAAGGAACAAUCUUCCAGACACAGCACUCAAUGGUCGCCAUCCAGAGUAACUCUGCAUCCCAGGAGCAGCAGCAGCAGCAGCAGCAGCAACAGCAGCAACAGCAGCAGCAACAGCAGAGCAUUUUAUUCAGCAAUCAGAAUACCAUGGCUCCAAUGGCAUCUCAGAAGCAGCCACCACCAAACAUGAUAUUCAACCCAAGUCAAAAUCCAAUGGCUAAUCAAGAGCAGCAGAACCAGUCAAUUUUUCAUCAACAAAAUAAUAUGGCCCCAAUGAAUCAAGAACAGCAGCCCAUGCAAUUUCAGAACCAGCCCACAGUUUCCUCACUUCAGAACCCAGGUCCUGCCCAGUCCGAAUCAUCACAGACCUCCUUGUUCCAUAGCUCUCCUCAGAUUCAGUUGGUCCAAGGGUCACCCAGUUCUCAAGAGCAGCAAGUAACACUCUUCCUUUCUCCAGCAUCCAUGUCUGCAUUGCAGAACAGUAUAAACCAACAAGACAUGCAACAGUCUCCCCUUUAUUCCCCUCAGAACAACAUGCCUGGAAUCCAAGGAGCCACAUCUUCACCUCAACCACAGGCUACUUUAUUUCACAACACUACAGGAGGCACAAUGAACCAACUACAAAAUUCUCCUGGCUCUUCUCAGCAGACUUCAGGAAUGUUCUUAUUUGGCAUUCAAAAUAACUGUAGUCAGCUUUUAACUUCUGGACCAGCUACAUUGCCAGAUCAGUUGAUGGCCAUAAGUCAGCCAGGCCAACCACAAAACGAGGGCCAGCCACCUGUGACAACACUUCUUUCUCAGCAAAUGCCAGAGAAUUCUCCACUGGCAUCCUCUAUAAACACCAAUCAGAACAUUGAAAAGAUUGAUUUGCUUGUUUCAUUGCAAAACCAAGGGAACAACUUAACUGGCUCCUUUUAACUGGAUAUAAAUUCCAUGAAGAAAAUCCUGAUUUCAAGAUACCCUGAGAUCUUGUGAUUCCAUGAGGAUUAUUGAACUGUUACUUUAAAAAGAAAACAAAAUAUGAAAAACUGUGAUUGAAUAAAUGGAUGGAUUUUACUCUGACUGCAAAAGAGCACACCUUUGCUGCCUAUUGCAGUGAUUAACCACCAUUGUUAACAUCUUUUUAUUUUAUAUUCCUAAUAACAGUGAUGACUGAGAAUCUAUUUGAGUUUCCAGCUGACAGAAUUAAUUGUUGCUAUUUUCCUAGGCAUUAUUUCUUUAAAAAUACAGUUUAAAUUGAUAAGCUGGAUCACUCAGUUAUUAUUGCUAUUAGAAAAUAAUUCAUGUUUCAUGUUUACUUUUGUUCUUCAUUCAGAUUUUCUUUCCUGCAUUUAGUCAAGUAGUGGCUUUUGAAAAAGGAAAGUUCAAAUCAUAACUUAGGCUGUGAUUUUUCAAUAUAAAAAGCACAGCUAUUGGCCAAAGUGAAGCAAUCUUUAUUCAGUUUUUAAUAGAGAAACUGAGGGGGUAACAUUCUGACAGGUAAGCUGUAUUAAGAGCUCUACACAGAUAAGAGGACUCUUUAUCACAGACAACACACUUACAAACUGGGAACAGCUGGAAUGCUAUUGAUUUUAUUUUUCAGAGAGUUGUUAAUUCUCUGUGUUUCUGUUAAGGGUUUUAGCCAUAACUGUGCGUAGAAAAAUAUAAACAUCUUGCUCUAUUUAAAAAUGAAGGGGAUAAUAUAUGGUAAAUUAUGUUCUGAUAUCCUCCUACAAUAGUUAAAACUGACAGAGUAAUUCAAGUCUGUUUUCUUCUUAUCCCAGUCUUGAACUGGUAUUCCCUUUUUAUGUUCAGCGAUACUAUUCUUCUCCUCUUCUUCACUUUAUUUUAGACAAUUAGUAAUAUACUACUAGCUUUGUGAUCCUGUAGUAACUUAAAUGAAAAGACCACUUUGAUCUGGGGUAACCCAGCAACUCCUGCAGCACAGGCCGGGGGGUAUCCUUUCAAGAAUGAAGGGAGCUGACUCCUGAGAAACAAGAAACAAUGCAUUUUUUUUCCAUGAACGGUGCUGUUCUGAAGUCUUCAAAUUUUUCCCUCUAAUAGGAAACAGUAUAAAUGUUAAUCUGAAAAAAAAACACAAACUAAAAUUUCUUGAAACAUCACUUCUCCCUGAGCUGCAGUGAGUGUAACUCACUUGUCACCUCAGUGCUUUACAGUUUGAAGUGGUCACUUAUCUGAUGGUUCCCACAAGCCUUAGGCUUUACAGGGUCAUAUCAUUGACUUAAUAUGAAGAAUUAAUUUGUGUUACAUCUAUAGAGAGCAAAAUAACACACUCCAGAACUUGCAGUUGUAGCAUUAGUUAUACAGAUUUGGGUGUUCUCACCACCCAUGGGAUGCCUGCUUCUCUCUACAACCUGUUGUCUGGACACAUGCUUAUGUCUUACUCUCCUUCUGGCAUGUAGAAAGCUGUUAAUACAGUUUAAGGCCAAAUUGUGUGUGGCUUCUAUAUGUAGAUAAGAUGUUUUGGCAUUCUUGUCCGUUUCAUUUAUUUUUUAAGUGUACAAAAAAAUAGCCUGUUAAUUGUUUGUUGAAGGCUACAAUUCUGUUUUUUAUUUUUAUUUUUUCUAUCCAAUACAUUUAGCUGAACUUUGUGGAAUUGUGGUGUUGGUUUUGUUUAUACAGUCAGAUUUUUCCCCCUUUUUGUGAUGGUCUUCCGUGGUUCUUUGUGCUCUUCUUUAAUUUGUUUUUUCUCUUUGUUCUCAUUUAUUCUUCCCUCCACCCCCAACCCUUUCUUUCUCUCUCUGAUUGAGAGGCAUUGAAUUAUGUUUUCAGUAGUACAGGCUUCUUGCCGAUAUGAAGGGAACUUUUCAGAAAGAGACCUACUCUGGGUCAUUUAAUUUUGAAUACAGUUUUCAAUCGUUCAAGUUUUGGAUGGUUUAUAUCUAAUGUGUGUUUCAUUUUUUUGGAAAGCUAUAUUUUGUAUUUAGGAAAUGGUAUACUAUUUUGCUAUUUGUACUGAGUGAGUACAUUGGCAUAAAUAUAGAAAUUUAUAUAUAUACAUAUAUAUAAACUAUUCUUUUUUUGCCACACAUUUUUGUGGUAAAUUUGUGAGUUUGUCUGAUGUUCUACCACAACGUGGCGUCUGAUAAAAGUGAGGGGGGGUUUGUUAUGUCUCUAUUGAGUAUUUAAGUAUCUUUUGAAACAAAUGACCUUUUCAUCUGUGGCCAUUCCAUCAGGCGGUUCCUUGAUGUGAUUAGUGGGCUAAAGGCAGCUCACUGUGUGUUCGCUGGAUCUUUCACUCAGCAAAACGUUAGAGUAAGGAAACCCAUCCAGGCAGUUGUGUCAAGUGGAGUUUCACAAGAAUGAGCCAUUCAGUCUUUGCUCACUAUAUAUUUAAUAUUUUAUUAUUGUUGUUAUUGUUAUUAUUAAUUGGCUUUCUGUAUUCUAUGCCUUUUAUUUAUAAAGACACUAAAAAAAACCCCAUGUUUGGAAUUUUAAUAACAUUUUCCCCAUCUUGUAAUAUCCAGAGCUACUUUAUAAAUUCUCUAAACCAAAAGCAUUUUCCUCAAUAUAUCUCUCUCUCCCCACCCCAUCAGGAAAAUUUACCCAGUAUAGUUCAGGGUAUGAGAAGGACCACACAAUCCAGUGCUUCAGUUUUAAAAUGUAAAACUCUUAACUGCAGAGGGUUGACUCAUGUCAGUAAGCUUAUCCACUGGUAUAAAAAUAAGAAAUAGAAAUAAAAUGCUGUAAGUUUA
Molecule: messenger RNA, 8074 nt
Organism: Balaenoptera ricei (Rice's whale)
Lineage: Eukaryota; Metazoa; Chordata; Mammalia; Artiodactyla; Balaenopteridae
Gene: NFAT5
Product: nuclear factor of activated T cells 5
Exons: 17
Coding region: 519-5297 (1592 amino acids)
Biological process (GO): cytokine production; calcineurin-NFAT signaling cascade; regulation of transcription by RNA polymerase II
Cellular component (GO): transcription regulator complex
Molecular function (GO): DNA-binding transcription factor activity, RNA polymerase II-specific; RNA polymerase II cis-regulatory region sequence-specific DNA binding; transcription factor binding
Source: RefSeq, a predicted model, not a curated record